This is a messenger RNA of Cyphomyrmex costatus, 378 nucleotides long. RefSeq names its product pilosulin-1-like. The transcript is spliced from 4 exons. NCBI's taxonomy places the organism in Eukaryota, Metazoa, Arthropoda, Insecta, Hymenoptera, Formicidae. The record is from RefSeq and is a predicted model, not a curated record. Bases 88 to 378 code for a protein of 96 amino acids.
UUGUGCUAUAUAAGCUCUACACGUCGCCGAGAAAUCAGAAAUAUACGCACAGGUGAACGUAUCUUGAAAUUUAAUAAAUAUUAAAAAAUGCGGCUAACAUAUCUAUUGUUAGUUCUUGUCAUAAUCUUUGUUAUGAUGAUCAUCGAUGAUUCCGUAGCAAAAUCAAUAGCUCUUUCUGAAGCCGACGCAAUCGGUGAAGCCGACGCAAUCGGUGAAGCCGACGCAAUCGGUGAAGCCGAUUCAUUUGGCCCUAUCGGUGCGAUAGCGCGCAGAAUUGCACUCCAAGCGGCUAAAGUGGCAAUGAAGAUAGCUAAAUCAAAAGCGCUGAGGAAAAUGGCUAAAGAAAUAGCUAAAAAAAUUGCACUCGAAAAAAUAUAA